Molecule: messenger RNA, 354 nt
Organism: Lathyrus sativus (Indian pea)
Lineage: Eukaryota; Viridiplantae; Streptophyta; Magnoliopsida; Fabales; Fabaceae
Source: the annotation of a GenBank genome assembly
AUGGCGACACUCGAUUCCGACGUGACGAUGGUUCCCGCCGGAGAAGCCUCAAGCAGUGCCGCCGGUCCCUCUUCCAAGAAGCCAAAGCGAUUCGAGAUCAAAAAGUGGAACGCCGUAUCUCUCUGGGCUUGGGACAUCGUUGUUGAUAACUGUGCCAUUUGCCGGAACCACAUCAUGGAUCUCUGCAUUGAGUGCCAAGCCAACCAGGCUAGCGCAACUAGCGAGGAGUGCACAGUUGCUUGGGGGGUAUGUAACCAUGCUUUCCACUUCCAUUGCAUCAGUAGAUGGCUCAAGACUCGUCAAGUGUGUCCUUUAGACAACAGCGAGUGGGAGUUUCAGAAAUACGGCCACUAA